ACGUCGCAUAUUUUCAAGCACACAUCAAAUUCACAAUGGCUGAACCUGAAGUGAAGAGGGUGAUCAAGCUGGUUCCUGAAAACUUGUUGAAGAAAAGAAAAGCGUAUCAAGCCAUCAAAGCCACACAGGCCAAGCUUGCGUUGUUAGAAAAGAGAAAGGUAUGUAAAGGUAAACCGUUGAAGUUCAAGCGCUUGGAAGACUUUCUGAAAGAGAGCCACCGCAAACACCGCGAUGAGACUCGCAUCAACAGAGCUCACCGCCGGCCAGCAGCGCCGCUGCCCCCUGCCAAGAACAGACUGGUCUUCGCUGUUCGCAUCAGAGAGAUCAAAGGCGUGAGCCCCAGAGUGAUGAAGGUGGUGCAAAUGCUGCGUCUGAGGAAGAUCUUCAGCGGGGCGUUCGUCAGAGUCAACAAGACCAGCAUGGCCAUGCUGAAGAUGGUGGAGCCAUAUGUAGCCUGGGGAUUUCCCAACCUGAAGUCUGUGCGUGAGCUGAUUCUGAAGAGAGGACAGGCCAAGGUAGACAGGAAGAAGGUUCCUCUCACUGACAACACCCUCAUAGAGAAGCACCUGGGCCAGCAGGGGAUCAUCUGCCUGGAAGACCUGAUCCAUGAGGUCUACUCUGUGGGGAGGCAUUUCCGGACGGUGAACUGUUUCCUGUGGCCGUUCCGCCUGUCAGUGGCUCGGCACGCCGCCAGAGACAAGGCUGGGCUACUGAAGGACAUCGGCAACCCUGGUUACCGGGCAGCGGACAUCAACUCCAUCAUCCGCCAGCUGAACUGAGUCAGGAGUCUGCUGUGCCCUGGCUCCGGCAGCGCUGAACUCUUUACCUCUGCUGUAUUUAAUCACACCUUCAAUUUUUGGCGAUGGUGGGAGAGACGCAUCGUAUGGAGGUGUCUGCUGGCUGUGGGCCAUGCCCGGCCUUCCUUGAUGGGAUCAUCCCUCGUGUUCACCCCUUCCUUUCUGGGGGCCUUCCUUGAUGGGAUCAUCCCUCGUGUUCACCCCCUCCCUUCUGGGGGGGGGGGGGGGGGGGGGGGGGGUGAUCAUACCACACCAGCUCUGCUAUUUCCAUGGGCGUUUUGGUUGGAACUGAAACAUUCAGAUGUUCUGGAGUUCUACACACGAUGACGACUGCAUCAUCUUUUGUCAAAUGGACAGAAUUAUGCUUACUUUGUAAGGUUUAUGAAAAAGGUAACACCUGUUUGUUUUCCAAUAAAUAAAUAAAAUACUAAA
Messenger RNA from Hypomesus transpacificus, 1229 nucleotides. It is a transcript of the gene rpl7l1, whose product is annotated as ribosomal protein L7-like 1. Gene Ontology annotation, biological process: maturation of LSU-rRNA from tricistronic rRNA transcript (SSU-rRNA, 5.8S rRNA, LSU-rRNA). NCBI's taxonomy places the organism in Eukaryota, Metazoa, Chordata, Actinopteri, Osmeriformes, Osmeridae. Gene Ontology annotation, molecular function: RNA binding; structural constituent of ribosome. The transcript has 6 exons. Bases 36 to 779 code for a protein of 247 amino acids. Gene Ontology annotation, cellular component: cytosolic large ribosomal subunit. The record is from RefSeq and is a predicted model, not a curated record.